AUGUUAACACUACGACGAAUAUCAAGUAUUUAUCAAUAUCUACACCCAUUAUCGUCAUGUCAAUAUCGAUUUAUAUCGAAACAAUCGGGUGAUGAUGAAUCAAAAGGAAAAUCACCACGUUUGAGUGAAGAACUUUUGAGUUUUGAACGAAAAAGUGUUAAUACUUCUCGUAACGUUAUGAAAGAUCGUAAAAAUCCGCCAAAUGAAGCUAAAGCCGAAAAGAAACGACCGAUAACUCAGGAAACAUUAGUGAAGGGUGAUGGUCGACAAGUCAAAGAUCUUCUUCGAGGUUUAAAUGCGAAAAAUUCAAAUCAUCAAAAACAAUCUCUUGAACAACGCGAUCGAUCAUCAUCAAACGAUAGAGUCAAUCUAGCUAAACCUUUCGAUACAACAGAAAAAAAACAAAAACGUGAAGGAGAACAUGGUGGACAGAAGGACAAAAAAAUUCGUCCACAAGUUAUUCUUGAUACUGAAUUAAAUGAAGUAAAAAUUUUAACACGUCAAGUUGCUAAUUCUUUAACAUCACCGAGUUCACCCAAUGAAAGUAGCAAUAUAGAACAAGAAUUACUUGAUGUUUUGCGAGGUCACCGAGUUGUUAGUAAAAAUGACCGACGAACAGAAAACAAGCCCGAACAUCGUGAAGAACAUUCAGAAUUCAAAAAUCGCGGAGCACAUGAAAGACCAGCACGAAAAAAACAAACUCGUUCAACUUCAAAUGUUAAUGUUGAAAAAACAACUGAAGCCUUUUCAUCCUUACUACGAGAUUUUCAAUUGAAACCAACUCGUACUACAUCAAAAUUAGGAGUUGAUGAUGAUUUAGGCCGAGAUGAAGGUGCUGAGACGAAAUCACGUUUUAAUGAUCAACGUGAACAAAGGCGUGAUAGUUGGGAUCAACGAAAACCAGCGCAGGAUACAAAGCGUCGGCAAGAAUUUUUAAGACCACAUCGAUUAUGGACUGGUGAACCAUUAGGAAUAUUUACUACAAAAGACGUUAAUGAAUUAUCUUCAAAAGCUUCGCCCCUAUGGGAAAAAUAUGAAAACGAUGAGCUGAUACGAAUAUCAACUAUACCACCACGAAAUGGCUUUGAAGAAAUGAUUCAAUGGACAAAAGAUGGAAUUAUUUGGAAGUUCCCUGUUGAUAAUGAACAAGAUAUUGGUCCUGUAGGAGAUGUUCCAUUUUAUGAACACGUUUUAUUGGAACGUCAUUUAAAUGAUUUUCCACAAUCUCCACUUAUUCGUCAAUUCAUGGAACUUGUCUGCGUUGGUCUCGGUCGAAAUCCUUAUUGGACAGUUGAACAAAAAGUUGAACAUAUCAAUUGGUUUCGAAAGUAUUUUAAUGAUAAAAUGCAUAUUUUCAAUGAAACAGUUCAUACAGGCGCAAUUAAAACAUCAGCAGCAACACCCUCGGUUACAAAACCUGCUUCAACAUUUAAACCAAAAGCACCGCCAGCAGCACCUAAAGUUGUUCCUGUCGUUGUUCCACCACCACCACCACCCGCUAAAGCAUCGACGGCGAGUAAAAACUAA
This is a messenger RNA of Rotaria socialis, 1527 nucleotides long. The record is from the annotation of a GenBank genome assembly. Lineage: Eukaryota; Metazoa; Rotifera; Eurotatoria; Philodinida; Philodinidae.